CAGAGUUCCUUCUUUAUCCUCCACUGCUGCCGACUGAGUCCCCUGCCCUGCAUAUCAUCUCCCAUCGAUAUUUUAGUCAUCAUCAUUCCUCAGUCUCCUCAACGAUUCGUUCCUUCUUUCUACCGUUUCUUCUCCUGUGCUGCGUGCGUUCCUUCUUUCUUCCUUCCCCUCUUCACCUUCUCCUAGAUGAUCCAUCCCUCAGUCCUCACCCAUUUAUCUCGAGGGCGCUCCAACCUGCAUCCAUCCCUUCUCUGCUACUAGAUCCUCUUGGAGAUUGGGCUAACUUGUUGCUCCCUCCUGGGAAUCCUUAGACAGAUGGCUUGAUGCCAAUCAACAUAUAACAUCUUCUGGUAGUGAUUGGUUUUCUAGUGAGAAUUUUAAGGUAAGGAGGACCUUUACACAACAUAUAAAAAGGUAAAUUUCUUCUUACCCAAAAUGUGCUCUGUACAGUAUCAAGCACCAUAAACUUAUUUUAUUUAUCAUACAAAAUUUAACAUUGUUAAAUAUAUGUUAGAAAAUACAGUUUCUUGAUCAAAAUGAUUAUAGAUAUUAGAUCAGUUGCAUGCAUGGGACUUCUCCUUUAUAUUUAAGUCUUAAUUUUAUGUAAAAAUAUCAUUAUAUUGUAUGUUUAUAUAUAUUAUUCCUAGGAAUGUCCCAAGACUCCCAAGUUCCAACCAUCAAUUAGGUUGCUAAAUUUCCCAACUGCACCACAAACCCUGUAAGACCACUCUGAAUGGGGCAGAAAUGGGAGGAACUUUCCUCCUGCUGGACGGAAAUGGAGGGAAUUUAUACCAUUGAAUAUUGUUUUUAUUUUUAUUUUUAUUUUUUUGCCAAGCCAUUGAAUAGUGUUUAAACAUGACCUUAUGGAGUUAUCCUAUAGAAAAUUCUAGACUAUUGUUCUGCAUGAAAGUCCCACAUCAAUUAAGUGAUGAGAUAUCAAAUUUUUUUAACCUGAAUCUCCCUACUAAUUUGUAAAUUAAAUAUUUUAGUUCGAAUGUCCUUGCAUUUUCGUGAACAUAAUGAAAUUGGGUUGAAUGUUAGACUAUAGUUUGUAUUUAAUGUAACUUUUUUUUUUUUAGGGAAUAACCAAACAAACUGUUCAUGUUGUCUGUGCUUUUCAGUCUUUACCCAAAGCUAAGAACGGUUAUGGCAAUGUCUCCCUCGGACCCUAAGCUUGAUUUAAUGAAGCAGAUAAGAACCCAUGAGGUUGCAAUGGUAGAGCUCAGUAAUAUUUCUUCUUCUCGGGCAGUCUACCAGAAAAAUGGCAACCUGUUUUUCCGGACAACUGUGCCCAAAGCAAAAGCAUCUGAACAAAAACAACUUGAUGCAGCGAAGGCUAAGCUGGAAAAGCUGAAUUCUUAGGGAUUAUGCUCAAACAGCUUAUUAUAUUAGGUGAAUGCACAUUUCAAGCUCAGAUAUACCUUGAUUGCUGAAGAAAGCUGCAUUUGCAACUGAUAACAUUUCACCAUCCCUUUCUUGGUCUAAGCUACUGUUCAUAACUUGUUCUGUUUCAUAAAGCAUGAAUUUUUUCCAAAGAAGUUAGAAAUAGAGAGAAUUGAAGCUUAUAUGAAUAUUUAUCUGGCUUAUUUGUCUUUAGCUACACUGUUGAGUUGAAUGAAGCUAUGAUGAUUUC
Rubroshorea leprosula is the source of this 1633-nucleotide messenger RNA. NCBI's taxonomy places the organism in Eukaryota, Viridiplantae, Streptophyta, Magnoliopsida, Malvales, Dipterocarpaceae. The record is from the annotation of a GenBank genome assembly.